AUGGAAAUAGAGUUUGAAGUUGAUGGCAAGAUAUUUCACCAGUUCUCAGAGAAUGAUGACCAGCUGGUUGAAGCUAUUGCUGCAGAUAUAAUCAUGAAUCACAUGCAAGGUGUAUUUGAUUUUCAAGAAUACGAAACAAUCAUUCGUCAAACUAGGGAUAUGUCCAACAAGUGCAUGGAGGUCUCUCUCGAACUCAUAGACGAGAAUAUUGGGCAACUCUAUAUAAAACAUAAUGGCAAUAAGUGGAAGAGGGAUAAGAAAUUGGAACUAAGAGAGCCGGGGUUAAUUUUUGUUUUACUAAUUGACCCAAAGUUACACACCAUUUCGGCUUACAUAUGCUUCAAAAUGUGUCUCGAUUCUGAAGGCGAGUUGGUAUUGUACUUGUACGAGAUACAUGUAAGGAGCUUACUUCAGGGCAAAGGUCUUGGACAACUUUUGAUUAACCAGUUUCACAAGGUAGCUGCGGACUUGGUUAAAUCAUCGAACCCCUUAUACAAACUGCUAAGGGGAACAGCAUUGACGGUAUUUUCAGAUAAUGAGAGAGCGUUGCGCUGGUAUGGAGGGAUGGACUACAAUUUGACAACUGACUCCCCAGUGGACAAAGUGUUGAGGCGGGGAAAUGUUUUGAAACCCGAUUAUUAUCUCCUAAAACGUGCAAUAACAGCUUGA
This is a messenger RNA of Lodderomyces theae, 669 nucleotides long. RefSeq names its product Nat4p (gene NAT4). The record is from RefSeq and is a predicted model, not a curated record. Gene Ontology annotation, cellular component: nucleus. The transcript has a single exon. Gene Ontology annotation, molecular function: histone H2A acetyltransferase activity; histone H4 acetyltransferase activity; protein N-terminal-serine acetyltransferase activity. Lineage: Eukaryota; Fungi; Ascomycota; Pichiomycetes; Serinales; Debaryomycetaceae. Bases 1 to 669 code for a protein of 222 amino acids.